AUGACACUAUCUAAGACAACACCAACUGUCUCUCCUGACAGCAGGCUAUUCAAGCCUAUCCAAGUUGGCAAUGCUAAACUUGACCACCGAAUCGUCAUGGCACCUUUGACUCGUUACCGUAACGAUGACAACCACGUCGCCAAGCCCUUUGUCGAGCGAUACUAUGCCGAGAGAGCCUCGGCUCCAGGUACACUCGUCAUCUCAGAAGCUACUGGUGUCUCAAUGCAAGACACUGGCAUGCGCCAAGGCCCAGCCUUUGUCACAGAUGAACAAGUCGCUGCCUGGACAAAGGUCAUUGCUGGUGUCCACGAAAAGAAGUCCUUCUGGGCCCAACAGAUCUGGGGUCAGGGCCGAGCUUCUGAUCCAGAAUACCAGAAGGAACGCGGUUUCAAGUAUCGCUCCUCCAGCAAUGUGCCUAUCGAGGAGGGCGCCCCUGCACCUGAAGCCAUGACUGAAGAGGAGAUCCAAACCUUUAUCCAAGACAUGGUUGCUACUUCUAGGCGGGUCAUUGACGCUGGCGGCGAUAUUGUCGAGGUUCACGCCGCCCACGGAUACCUUAUUGAUCAGUUCACAUCCGACUCUGUCAACAAGCGAACUGAUAAGUGGGGUGGUUCCACUGAGAACCGCGCUCGUCUUCUACUUGAAGUCAUCAAAGCUGUUUCUGCAGAGGUCGGCCCCGAAAGAGUUGCCAUUCGUCUAUCACCAUAUGCUUCCUUCCAGGGCGCCGAGUCAUCAGACAUUAAGGAGCAAUACACCUACAUAAUCAAUGAGCUCAAGAAGAUCGGCCGUCUUGCUUAUCUCUCGUUGGUCGAAGCACGCGGUGAUCCUGCCAAGCUGCUCGCUCCCGAUCAAGAUCCCUCAGCGGAUUCCAAGACACUCGACUUCAUCCUGGAAAUCUGGGACAACAACUCACCCGUAAUUGUCGCCGGCAACUACAGCCCCGAGUCAGCUGCUGAGGUCCUUGACGGACACUACAGCAAGUGGGAUGUUCUCGUUGCUUUUGGUCGACACUUCAUUGCCAACCCUGACUUUGUCUGGAGGGUCAAGCAUGGCGUUGAGUUGACCAAGUACGACCGUACUACUUUCUACGUCCGUGGUUCAGAGAUUGGUUAUGUCGAUUAUCCUUUCUCUCAAGAAUAUGUUAAUGAGCAAAGAGCAUGGGCUGUCAAGAACUUGAAGAUGCAUGCCAAGUAA
Fusarium venenatum is the source of this 1194-nucleotide messenger RNA. RefSeq lists its product as uncharacterized. The record is from RefSeq and is a predicted model, not a curated record. Gene Ontology annotation, molecular function: NADPH dehydrogenase activity; FMN binding. Lineage: Eukaryota; Fungi; Ascomycota; Sordariomycetes; Hypocreales; Nectriaceae.